This is a messenger RNA of Phyllotreta striolata, 2490 nucleotides long. The record is from the annotation of a GenBank genome assembly. Lineage: Eukaryota; Metazoa; Arthropoda; Insecta; Coleoptera; Chrysomelidae.
GCUAAUUGUACGAUAUUUCUAAGAUUCGUCUGGUGGGGGACGAGGGUCACAAUUCAAGCUUACUUUUAUACAUGCAUUUUUAGCAAAUUUGUAAAAGUUAUUCGGACCGUAGCGCGUUGAUAGUCGGUACUUUCGAUUUCUUAAGGUUGCAAGGUGAUAGUGGGUAUCUAUUGGUAGGAGCUCUGACACUCGCUCGGUUUGAUUUGGUUUUUGUGUGUUUGGCACAAUUCGCGGGUUUUCAAACAGUGCGAUUUUUUUACCGUUAACUUUCAAUUUUAUUCAUUUUUCCCGAUUUUUUCCGGCCAGCCAUUAUGGAUUACCUUUGGGAAGAGGCAGAGAUCAUCAUUAAUCUUACAAAGAACAAUAGUACAGAUGUCACGGACAUAGUUAAAAUUGUAGCAGAUAGGUGUCAAAAUGUCAUAGAGAAAACCAGUGAUCCUCGCACGGCCGAUUGGCCUUUCAUGCAAAGCAUCUUCCCAACAGUCACGAUGGUCCUAGGCUAUUUAUACGUGGUGAUAUUCCUGGGGCCCAAUCUGAUGGAGAACCGGAAGCCGUUCAAAUUAAAAGAGGUCCUCCUCGCCUACAAUUCCGCUCAAGUUUUGUACAGUCUAUUUAUGUUAUACGAGCAUUUGAUGAGCGGUUGGUUUUGGGACUACAGCUUCAGAUGCCAGCCGGUGGAUUACUCGACCAACUCUAAAGCCCUCAGAAUGGCGAAUUUGUGCUGGUGGUAUUACAUUUCUAAGCUCACCGAAUUCGCCGAUACGAUUUUCUUCGUCAUGAGAAAGAAGAAUAGCCAAGUAACAUUCCUGCACGUCUAUCAUCACAGUCUAACGCCCAUCGAAACGUGGUUUUUGGUCAAAUUUUUCCCAGGUGGUCACGGUACUUUUUCCAAUCUGAUUAAUAAUUUGGUGCACGUUAUUAUGUAUUUGUACUACAUGUUGUCUGGGCUGGGACCUGAAUAUCAGAAAUACGUAUGGUGGAAAAAGCAUCUAACAACAUUGCAAUUGGUUCAAUUUGGCCUGGUCUUCGGCCAUUCGGCUCAACUAAUUUGGUACGACUGCGGCUACCCCAAAUGGGUGGGGUACUUCCUACUAAUCCAUUCGACCAUAUUCUUCGCUCUAUUCUCCAAUUUCUACUAUCAAAGAUACGAGAACGCCAGCAAAACACCAAAGACAGUGAAGAAAGACUAAAGGACUAUUCUAGGAUGUUUAAGUAGUUUGUAGACAUUCUGUAGGUUACUUUUUAAUUUAUUGUAACUCAUUGCAAGCGCAGGAAAUUUGGAAAUUUGGCGUGAAAGUCCUUCGCCAUUUUUUAGAUAUACUAAGUAAAAUUUAACUUUCGAGUGGAAUAAAAAAUUAUUCGACGCAUUAAAUCGAAAUUUCGAACUAGAUUCCAAGGUGAGAUAUCAAACUUGCAUAUCUUGAUGGUUAAAUGGAAUGGAAUAAUAGCGUAAUUGCAAAAUUACUUCCACUAAGCAACUUAACAUCUCGCAAAUUGUUGUAUCUAAAUUAGUAAUUGAUAUACUUAAUUUGUUUCUUAACGUUUGCAUAAUAAUCUCGAAUUUCAGAGAACUCGUUCAUUAAUAUCUUUAGAGACAAUUUUCCCGAUGGAAAUUUUGCACACUGCUCGGGAAAACUAUAAAUAUUACUCAUGCGAAAAAAACUUAACCUAGUCAUAGAGUUCUGUGUUACUAAACAGACAUAAUUGUUAAAUAGUUACCUGUAUUUAAAACGCUUAACUUUAAGACAGUUGUAUACUUUCAUAUUCAAGUUCCUUUGAAACGUUCAAAUGGAGGUUUUGAAGGAACGAACCGUUUGGUAUGACAUAAAUGUUAUUCAAAUAGGGUGUUUGUAAUUAUUUAAAGAAUACUGGGUAUUAGGAGGUAUGUGCAUUUCGAUGUACUUAUUAUAUUAGCGUGGAAAAGAAUGUGAUAAAUAAUAUGUUUAUGCAUUCCUGCACAGCAAUUUUACUGUAUACAAAACGUUGGUGUUCGUGUGAAUUGCUCUGUAGGCGACAUUUCUGGCUAUUUUAGUGGCGGUACUAAAAUAUCCCGAGAACCAAACGUUUUAAAAAAGACAAUAAUUACGAGAAAGUUCAUUAAAUAUUAGUAGAUUUAAGUGUGUAUUUUUUAAAAGAAUUUAUCUUAUUAGAUGAUACUUGUAGAUCCAAGUGUUUUAAACGCUUUUUUUAUACUAGUAAUGAAUAUAGUAGAAAAACUUUAUACACGAAUGAAACUAAAUUUUGUUGUAAGUUGAUCUUUAUAUUUUCGGUAACUACUUUGAACUGAUGAUCAAUAUAUAGAUCAUUUUAUACUUACCUACACCAUUUUCGGUGAUAUUUUUUAUGAAAUUGGAAUUUUUAAAUUAAAUAAAUGGUGAAAUUUAUGAUAGUUAUGAUUAUCGCAUUAAAAACGAGAGCCGAAAACUGGCCAUAGACCAUAUUCAUUAUUAGGUAAUAUUUUAAUAUUUUAAGAGGCAAUUUGCUCAAUAU